Messenger RNA from Aspergillus calidoustus, 996 nucleotides. The record is from the annotation of a GenBank genome assembly. NCBI's taxonomy places the organism in Eukaryota, Fungi, Ascomycota, Eurotiomycetes, Eurotiales, Aspergillaceae.
AUGAAUCAAAACUACAGCGGCGACACAUGCCAGGCCUAUGUUGAGGGGUCGAGUACUUCUUAUGGAUAUGUGCCUUCUUUCGCAGCGGGAGUUGCGUUUGUUGCGCUCUUUGGCUUGUCCAUGGUAGUACACACCACGCAAAUGGCUUUAUUACGAUGUUGGUGGUGCGUUGUUUUCGCAAUUGGAAGUUUAGUGGAGAUACUCGGCUGGGGCGCUCGGAUAUGGUCGAACAAAUGUCCCUACGCGCAGACACCUUAUCUCAUGCAGAUCACCACCUUGAUUAUCGCACCCACCUUCUUUACGGCGGGAAUUUAUAUUCUUCUGGGACGAUUGAUCCGUAUUUGUGGCCCACAGUCUUCAGUUCUUUCACCGAGACUGUAUCUUUGGAUAUUCUGCACCUGCGACAUUAUUUCCCUGGUUGUUCAGGCCGCCGGAGGAGGUAUGGCGUCCUCCGGAGGGGGAGGUCAAUCGUCGUCUCCCUCUUCCUCAAGCAGCGCAUCAUCCGUGUCUACUCGAGCCCAAACCUCCUCAUCCAGCAGCAGCAACCAAACGACUGGAACCCACAUCAUGGUCGGUGGCAUCAUCUUCCAGCUCAUCUCAAUCACCGUCUUCGUUGGUUUUGCGGGAGACUUUCUCUGGCGUGUCCUGAAGAGAUCGAAGUCUGUAGUCCCCAAAAGUGGGACUAUGCUGGCGCUCUUUGCUGCGACGGCCUUUUCGGUUCUCUUGAUUUACAUUCGGAGCAUCUACCGCACGAUCGAAUUGAUGGAUGGAUGGACUAGCUCGACGAUGCAAAAUGAGAGCCUUUUGAUUGCACUGGAUGGCGCCAUGAUGGUUCCUGCUGUCAUCAUCUAUAAUCUCUUUCAUCCGGGUUGGAUGCUAGCGAAGAUUGAAAGGAAUGGGGGGAGCUUUCCUUCUUCCAUUCCUCUACUCAGUGAGCAGGAGCUUACUGAAAGGUGCCAGCAGCAUUGGGAGCCUAAUAAACGGAUCGGCAUUUGA